Phialemonium atrogriseum is the source of this 1431-nucleotide messenger RNA. Its product is annotated as S-adenosyl-L-methionine-dependent methyltransferase. NCBI's taxonomy places the organism in Eukaryota, Fungi, Ascomycota, Sordariomycetes, Cephalothecales, Cephalothecaceae. Bases 72 to 1154 code for a protein of 360 amino acids. Gene Ontology annotation, molecular function: methyltransferase activity. The record is from RefSeq and is a predicted model, not a curated record. The transcript has 10 exons.
UCUAACAGCUCAAUGUUUCCUGGCAAGUUCUUGCAUUUCAAUUAGCUUUUUGCUCGCUGAUAAGUCUCAAAAUGGCCACGAACGAGAGCUCCGUGCAGCAGGAGGGAGGUCCUGGACCAUCCCUCGCAGCUGACCCGGUAACCGGCAUCGUCCCGGGAUACUACUGGCAGCAAGCUGCCCAGGCCCUCCCUCCAGAUGAAGACGGAGACUCUUCACUUGGUGACGGGGACAAUGCCUCGUCAACCGCGUCUGUCGCGUCCAGCAUCCUGGAGUACCGGACGAUCCAAGGAAGAACUUACUACAGCGAUCGGGGUAACGCCAAGUACUGGGGAUUGAAUGAUGAUAAGCAGAACGAGUCAUUGGACAUUAACCACCAUUCUCUCACCCUCGCCAUCGACAACAAGCUCUACUUGGCUCCUUUGAAGAAGGAUAUUGCCAAAGCACUCGACAUUGGGACCGGAACAGGGAUUUGGGCUAUUGACUUCGCUGACGAAUUUCCAACUACCGAGGUUAUUGGGACGGACAUCUCUCCCAUCCAGCCUUCCUGGAUCCCGCCAAACUUGAAGUUCGAGAUUGAGGACUGCACCCAAGACUGGACCUUUCCAUCUGAUUCCUUCGACUACAUCCAUAGCCGCUGGCUGAACGGGAGCAUUGAUGACUGGGGAAAGCUCUUCAAGGAAGCAUACCGGUGCUGCAAACCAGGUGGCUACGUUGAGAGCUAUGAGGCGACGCCUGGUAUGGAGAGCGACGACGGUACAGUCAAGGAAACAGAUGCGAUUGGGCAGUGGGGCAAACUCUUUGUUGAGUACGGGCGCAGAUGCGGGCGACCGUUCACGACAGUCACCAGCGGCCUCCAGAAGAAGGCGAUGAAAGAGGCUGGGUUCAUUGACAUCGAAGAGAAGGAUAUCAAGACCCCAAUUGGAGGCUGGCCUCAAGACCCGGUUUUGCGCGACGCUGGAAGAUACGCACAUUUGGCCCUGACGCAGGACGUCGAAGGAUUUAUGUUGCUCGUAACCAGUGAGCUGGGCUGGACCAAGGAGCAGAGUCUGAUCUACGCGGCCCAGGUUCGGCGGGAACUCCGGUCUGGGAAGCACCACGUGUAUUACCGGCAGAGGAUUGUCUGGGCUCGGAAGCCUGAGGGCAAUAGCGAGUGAUAGCAACAGUAAUUGCGACUCAUGGCGGUGACAGUUGCGACUAAUAUUGGUAGGGAAGUUGCGAUUGAUAGCAUGGGUAGUUACGACUGACAACAGGGGCAGUUGGCGACUGACCUUGUCCCGAAUUGUCGUGACAUGAUUGGCCAUAUAUAGUGCUCUAUCUAGUGCGGUGAUUGACCUCCUCUGGGAAGGCAGCGUUGAGGCUGGAACUGGCCUGGGUAACUGUCAUGGGGGGUGGCAACACCCUAGUGGCUGGGAGUAGAUCAAGUCACGUCCU